This is a messenger RNA of Ostertagia ostertagi, 801 nucleotides long. Lineage: Eukaryota; Metazoa; Nematoda; Chromadorea; Rhabditida; Trichostrongylidae. The record is from the annotation of a GenBank genome assembly.
AUGGCUUACAUCAUCCAGAUUCUUCUGGCAAAUUUCUUAGCGCAAACGGAAGCGUUGAUGAAGGGUAAGACUCGCGAAGAAGCAGAAGCCGAGCUGAAGGCAGCAAAAACCCCAGCUGACAAAAUAGACAAAAUUCUUCCUCACAAGGUAUUCGAAGGAAACCGUCCUACAACGUCAAUAGUACUGCCCGUAGUUUCUCCAUUCACUCUUGGUUUGUUAAUUGCACUGUAUGAACACAAAAUCUUUGUACAAGGAGUGGUUUGGGAUAUCAACAGCUACGAUCAAUGGGGAGUUGAGCUUGGGAAGCAAUUGGCUAAAGUUAUACAACCAGAACUUGCUUCCGCAGGGACAUCAAAAAUGCUAACUAUACUUCCAGAAUGGCAGGAUUAUGCGCUCAAACGAUUGAUGACCGAGUAUAAAGAGGACACAUGCUUUGCUAAUGGUGUAUUCCCUGCGCGGAUCUCGUUUCCACAGGAUUAUCCUCUCAGUCCUCCCAAAAUGAGGUUCACUUGUGAGCUCUUUCAUCCCAAUAUUUAUCAAGACGGCAGAGUGUGUAUUUCAAUUCUGCACGCUCCUGGUGACGAUCCAACUGGGUACGAAAGCUCAUCUGAGAGAUGGAGUCCUGUUCAGUCAAUUGAAAAGAUUCUGCUAAGCGUUGUCAGCAUGCUUGCUGAGCCGAAUGACGAGUCUCCAGCUAACGUCAACGCUGCAAAAAUGUGGCGUGAGGAUCGACAACAAUUCGAGAAAAUUGCCGAUAACCUUGUGCGGAAAACACUUUGUCUGCCACAGUCAGAGUCAUGA